Oncorhynchus tshawytscha (Chinook salmon) is the source of this 1594-nucleotide messenger RNA. It is a transcript of the gene rwdd4, whose product is annotated as RWD domain containing 4. NCBI's taxonomy places the organism in Eukaryota, Metazoa, Chordata, Actinopteri, Salmoniformes, Salmonidae. The coding region runs from base 207 to 758 and encodes 183 amino acids. Gene Ontology annotation, molecular function: protein binding. The record is from RefSeq and is a predicted model, not a curated record. The transcript is spliced from 8 exons.
CAUUGCGCAUGCGUAAAAUGCGAAGCACAUCAUGGGUCACGUCUGACGUUGGAUCAACUAGAUACGUUGCUACAUUUAUAAACUAGCUAUAUAUAUAUUUUUUUUAAUCACAGACAUGACACGUUAACUCUGCACUUUUCAUAUUUUGUACUGUUAGCUAGACAUAUUUGACUACAUUGUUUAGCGUCACCUGAAAGAAAGAAAUCAUGACUGCCAACGAGGAUCAAGAGAUGGAGUUAGAAGCCCUCCGUUCUAUAUACGAGGGGGACGAGUGCUUCAAGGAAGUCAGCCCGGUUUCAUUUCAGUUUAGGAUAGGAGAACAUGAUGACUCCAAAGCGUUCAUUCUGGAUAUUUCAUGGCCUGAGAUGUAUCCUGAAAUGGCACCUGAAAUUUCUCUAGAUGGCUUUUUCAACAAAAAAAUAUCUUCAGAGACCAAGCAGCUGAUCAUCUCUGGGUUGGAGGAGCAGGUGGAGGCCAACCUGGGCACUGCCAUGAUGUACACCCUGUUCGAGUGGGCCAAAGACAACCAGGAAGCUCUGAUGGAGAACCACCAAGCUGUGGUCACUGCCGUGACACUGACAUCCAACAGCGACCUCAACGCCCCAGCCAAGAAGAAAGAGAAGAAGGAACAGCUGACCAAAUCACAGAAGAGAAAGAUCACAUGUAGAACUGAUAACAAGGGGGAGCUCCCCAGAGGCUGGGACUGGGUUGACGUCAUCAAGCAUUUGAGCAGAACAGGCGGUAAAGAGGAAGACUAGAAUGCCGUGGAGGAGGUGGAGAGGUCUCUGGUACUGCUUUUACCAGGAAGUGAAGUCUCCCGACCUCACUCAGACCACCUGACCUGGCCGCUGCUCCGUAGACUCCUUCCAGUCUGCCCCAAGACACCACACCCAAGAUGGCCGCUUUUUCGCUCCAAGGGAAGACGGGGUCCCUCUACACCUGAACACAAUCAAUAGUUGUCAAAGCUGUCGUUUUGAGAGGGCGUCACACAUACAGGUGGUUUAGUGUCAUAUCGGAAGGAGUUUAAAAUGUGGCUUUUUUUAUUUUUAAUGAACUGUUUUCAUUUGCUUGGAGGAGACCCCAAAUGUGUGACUCAUUUUGGUUGUACCGGUGGUGAUGACAGUGGAUUGCAGCGUGAGCUGCAUUGAAACAACGAAAGCUUGUACGGGUGUGUGCUAGUAUUUGUGCCGUCGGAAUAGGUCGAGGUGAGUGAAUGGUGAAGGGGUGGCAGUGUCAUCUGUUUUCACUAGUACUGUAUGCUUGUCAAAGUGGAAUGAUCUGGACCUCUUUGUUACCAUGAGCCAGACUUCCAUGUACUGUCAUCACUGCCAGGGAAUUGAAAAUCUGUCCACUUUGAGACCGGUUCAGUUGCUAGGCAUCAGAGCUGUAAAACGUGCUUUACCAGGACUGUCAACGAAUGGCUGUAUGACUUUAGGAUCCUCAGUGUAUCUGAUGUACAGUGGUGUGGAACAUAAACUCAACAUGUUAUGAAGGACACGACUGAAUAUGUGAUAUUGUGUCCCUUUAAUUUAGAGACGUGCUGGAGAAACUUUUUUCUUUUUUUUUUUUUUUAAUAAAAAAAUGAUUAUUACGA